GGGUUGUUGAAGAUGAAGAUAAAACCAUGGAAAUCUUGAAGAAAUGUUAUGAUGUCGGGAUUAGAACAUUUGAUACUGCUGAUAUGUAUUCCAAUGGGAAAUCAGAAAUAUUAUUAGGGAAGUUUCUCAAGAAAUAUCAUAUUAAGAGAGAUAGAGUGGUUAUCAUGACUAAAGUGUAUGCUGCAAUCGACGAAACUAACUUUUCCUUUAGAUUUCAAGAAGCUGAUUUACCAGAAUAUGAAUUCAUUAAUUCUAAGGGAUUAUCUAGAAAACAUAUCUUUGAUGGUGUUCAAGAUUCAGUGAGAAGAUUAGGUACAUAUAUUGAUGUGUUACAAAUCCAUAGAUUAGAUAGGACCACUCCAAAACAUGAAAUCAUGAAGGCAUUGAAUGAUGUGGUCUUAGCGGGUCAUGCUAGAUACAUUGGAGCAUCAUCUAUGAAAGCAGUUGAUUUUGCUCAAUUACAAUUCCUUGCUGAAAAAAAUGGAUGGUUUAAAUUUAUCAGUAUGCAGAAUUAUUAUAACUUGAUUUAUCGUGAAGAAGAACGUGAGAUGAAUGUAUUCUGUAAUGACAAUGAUAUUAGUAAAGUUGGAAUAAUCCCUUGGUCUCCGAUUGCUAUGGGACUUUUAGCUCGUCCAUACUCUCCGGGUGAAACUAUCAAAAGAAAUAAUGCAAUUGUUGAAAUCUUAAAAUUUAAUGAUUUACCUAAAGGUGAUAUUGAAAUUAUUAACCGGGUUGAAGAAAUUGCUAAAAAACAUGAUACUUCAAUGGCUAUAGUUGCUACCGCUUGGCUUAUUUCAAAAGAAGCUAGUCCAAUUGUUGGUCUCAAUUCAGUUGAAAGAGUGGAAGAAAUCGUCAAAGCAACUCAUUUUAAAUUAACUGAAGAGGAAAUCAAGUAUUUAGAACAACCUUAUGAACCUAAAUAUUAUCAGUUCUUUAGUUAGAAUAAUCGAAUAAUCUAAAUAAUUUAAAAUCUAUCCCUUUUUUUGCAACACAUUACUAACAUUUUGUAAUAUUCUUCCCAAUGAAGUAGUAUCCGUAAUAUUUGUCAUCCACAAUGUUUAAAUAUAGGAGGCUGUAGUUUUAACACCGUAAAGUUCGCUUCAUUCAGCUCGGCCAUACAUUUAAAGUAAGAGAUUGUUAAAGCAACUCAUUUUAAAUUAA
Scheffersomyces coipomensis is the source of this 1161-nucleotide messenger RNA. RefSeq names its product aldo/keto reductase. The record is from RefSeq and is a predicted model, not a curated record. The annotation marks the transcript as partial. The transcript has a single exon. Lineage: Eukaryota; Fungi; Ascomycota; Pichiomycetes; Serinales; Debaryomycetaceae.